Molecule: messenger RNA, 2886 nt
Organism: Thelazia callipaeda (thelaziosis nematode)
Lineage: Eukaryota; Metazoa; Nematoda; Chromadorea; Rhabditida; Thelaziidae
Source: the annotation of a GenBank genome assembly
AUGCAGCCAGUGCAACCCUUGCGGGUGGCCAAAUACCAAAGAGAGACGUGUACGUCCAAAUUGGCAUUGCAUCCCAUUAUUGAAUCUGUAAUAUCCAACGGGACAACAAAUUUUAACGGGAAUUACGGUGGGGUUUACCUUGGUAUGCCCGAGUCACUAGACGCUUGCCGCCGAAAGCGUAAGUAUUCAGAGGGCCAGCCUUCUGUCGCCCCGCUUCAACAGCUGCUUAAUCAGCAUCAAGAACAGCAGCAGCCACAGCAUCAACUGAUGCCAGCUUUGGCCAGUUCACCAAAUAAUCAAACGGUAAGAUUUUUUACUUGCUUUGCAAUUCGAUUACUCUGUUUAUACGAGGGCCGUUUUGUUAUUUAUCAUGAUAUUUUCCAUAACUUUGUGGAGGCAUUACGGAUGACUUCAACGUUUUCCAUCCAGUUAACUUUGAGUUACUUGCAGCCGCUACAGAAAUUAUACACACAGCAAAAGUACAAGUUCGCAAUUACGACUGACCACCGCGAUCCCCCUACCAAGAGCAAACCUGUGGAGCAAGCGAAUGAAACAGAGGUUGAUUUGCCGGUACAAGUAGUGAAUUCAUUGCCUGUAAGUAAAACUGGAGUCAAAACGAGUAACAACAAACAAUUCAACAGUAAGACGGGCGCCCGUACAAAGCCCAGUACGGAAGGGGAAUACCAGCUCAUCAAAAAUGAGGUGCUCGUCUCUCCCUACCGAAAUCAGUACGAAGUGUUAGAAUUUUUGGGCAAAGGAACGUUUGGACAAGUUGUUAAAGCAUGGAAAAAAGGAACAAAUGAAAUCGUUGCAAUUAAGAUACUCAAAAAACAUCCAUCAUAUGCGCGUCAGGGACAGAUUGAGGUUUCUAUUUUAUCAAGACUGAGCAAUGAAAAUGCGGAAGAAUUCAAUUUUGUUCGUGCUUAUGAAUGCUUCCAACACAAGCACCACACUUGUUUAGUGUUUGAGAUGUUGGAGCAAAAUUUAUAUGAUUUCCUGAAACAAAAUAAGUUCAAUCCUUUACCACUUUCCAGCAUCAGGCCAAUUGUACAACAGGUGCUUACCGCUCUUCUGAAACUAAAACAUCUUGGAUUAAUUCAUGCUGAUUUAAAACCUGAAAACAUAAUGUUAGUCGAUCCAACGAAUCAUCCUUUUCGUGUAAAAGUUAUUGAUUUCGGCUCAGCAUCACACAGAAGCAAGGCAGUAACAAAUACCUACCUACAAUCACGCUAUUAUCGAGCUCCGGAAAUAAUCUUAGGUUUGCCUUUUCGAGAAGCAAUUGAUAUGUGGUCAUUAGGUUGUGUGAUAGCAGAAUUGUACCUUGGCUGGCCACUUUAUCCCGGUAGCAGUGAAUUUGAUCAAAUGCGAUAUAUUGUUCAAACUCAGGGACCUCCACCACUGCAGAUGCUGUCAACUGCUGCCAAAACCCAUCGAUUCUUCAAGCAGGUCAUUCACGACAAUGGUGUAGCACCUUACUGGCGCUUGAAAACUCCGGAAGAACAUGAGCAGGAAACAUCGAGCAAAUCUAAGGAGACUCGAAAAUAUGUAAAUAUUCCUACAGAUUUAGACGAAGUCGACAAAGAGUGUGAACGUAUAGAUCGUGCUGAUUUUGUAGAUAUUUUGAAAAAAAUGCUCAGUAUUGACCAGGAUAAACGAAUUACACCAGCCGAAGGCCUUCAGCAUCCUUUCGUUUCAUUGGGACAUAUUUUUGUGUAUGGUCCAACAAAAUACAAUCAAGUGGCUCAUCAAAGAAUGGAAGUUUGCAAUCGUAAUGGACGCAACGCAACACAUUCACAGUUGUUGAUGCACCGUACAACUGCCACAACGUCACAUACGUCUGCAGCUGCAGCUCCUAUGAUUAGUGCUCCGGUAGCCACUACAGUACCUCAGAAUGUGGCCUCUGCAAUACCACAAAUACAGCAGCUACAACAGGCUGAAAUUACUCAUUUAUUGAGUCAGUAUGGUGCUGCUACAGCUGCAGCAACCGUUGCUGGUACUCAAAACGGCAGUCUACCUUUUGUAUAUCAACCUUUAACAGUCUAUCCUUAUGCUGCACGCCAAGCUCCGAUUGCUAGUUUUAUGAAUCCGCAUGCAGCAGCCGGGACAUUAGUGCCACAGCUCGUUUCAAUUCCAUUUGUAGAUGGCCCCAUGUUGGCGACACAAGCCCUCCCACCAGCUCCAACAACUUGGACUCAAGCUGCUGCUACAGCUUCGCUUAUGCCAUGGACACUUCCAAAUACAACAGCUCUUUUUGCAAAUGAAUUCAUCUUACCAGCACAGCUGCAAACGACACGAAAUGUUGCUGCAUUAGCUGCAGCUGUAGCAGCAGGCAGUCCUUUUUCACAUCUUUUAGCACCUCACAUUAAACAGUAUCCUGAUUUAGCUUCGGCUGAUCCCGCUACUCUUUUUUGGAAUGAUCUUGUACAGCAGCAACAAAUGCGUGCAAGGCAGGCAUCUGCAGCUACUGCAAACGGUAAUAUAAGUCUAUCUACAAAUACGAAUCUUACAAACAUACGCAUUAGGUCAGGCACAAACGGUCUUGCGAAAGAUCCUGCAAUUAUAGCAGCUGGGCCAAGAAUGAACAGCGCGGUUUCUGGCAUAGAAACACCUCAGUAUCAGCUUGAAGCAUCGCGGUUAAGUAAUGAAAAUACCAGCAUAGCGAGUUCAAUGAGUUCAUCCCUGUUAAGCAGCAGUUCAUCUGUACUCAUACCGCCAACAACUACCGGAGUCGUGCGUAAACCAAGUGCUCGUUGUGCUGUCGUACGACCCAUGGUUGAUAUGAAGCGAGAAAUUGAUGAUGCGAACAAAGCCAACAUUCGUAAUUUAUUUCCCAGUAUGGAGUUUUCUACGCUUAAUGCUACGUUUCCACCAUUCUAUGGUCAUUGA